CAGUCCUCGAUUCAGUUGCUCCGUGACCUUUGUGGAGUGAGGAGGUCGCACUCUUUCACGCUGCAGUAAACACCAUGCGUAUCGCCGUCGCAGCCUUCGUGUUCGCGGCGAUCUCUGCCGGGGACGCCCUCAAGGGAAGCCCCGCGUACCAGAGAUCCCAGGCAGGAGACGACCAGGUGGCUGUCCAUCUCUCUCAGGGCACCAUCCUCACCAGGAGACUCGAGGCGGGGGAUGGCAGCCCGUACUAUCCUCUGAUGGGGAUUCCUUACGCCAAGCCUCCCCUGGGCAAGCUUCGGUUCAAGGACCCUGUGAAAGCCGAAUCCUGGACAGAGCCAAGGAAAGGGACAGAGUCAAAGCCUGAGUGUCCACAGAUCAACUUGAGGGCCGAAUUUGAAGGACGAAUUCAGAUUGACGGAGAAGAAGACUGUCUCUAUCUCAAUGUCUUUACUCCAGAGCUUGACAGUAACGCCCUCCUCCCGGUGAUCGUGGCCUUCCACAGCGGCGCCUUCGAGUUAGGCAAUACCAUGGAACACCAACCCCUCCCUCUCGUGACUAAGGGCAUUGUGUUGGUGAGCGUGGCUUACCGUCUGGAUGUUCUAGGAUUCCUCUCUAGUGAAGAUGCUGCAUUGCCCGGGAACCUAGGACUGAAGGACCAAGUGAUGGGACUCCAAUGGGUUAAGGACAACAUCAGAAGUGUCGGCGGUGACCCUCACAAGGUCACCAUACUGGGGGUCAGCGCUGGAGCCGCUUCCGUCCACUAUCAUAUGCUUUCGCCCAUGUCUACAGGUCUGUUCCACCGCGCAGUCCUUCAGAGCGGGUCGUCCUUGUGUCCGUGGGCGUUCAGAGAGGACCACCGACGCGUUUUUCUCGCCUACGCCCAUUCCCUCGGCUGCAUCUCGAAGUCGAAGUCAGCGCCUCAGAGAAGUGCGGAGCUUUCGGAGGCCGAGAGCGCAGCGGUGGUCGAGUGUCUUCGUCAGGUUCCCUUGGAUCAGCUGUUGCCCUUGCUGCCCGAGUUGAAGGUAUGGCACGGAGGACCCCGCCUCAUGACGCCUCGCAUCGACGGCGAGUUCCUGCAGGACCACCCCGCCACACUCCUCAGGGAAGGUCGUUUUAACAAGGUCAGCAUCAUUUCCGGCCUGACUACUAGCGAGGCCGGGUUGUACACUAAAGGGAUCUGGAUCGACAAGGAAGCUCUAGAAGCCUUGAAGACCAACUUCGACGUGGCCGGCCCUGUCCCCGCAGGUUUCCACGUGUGGGAGGACGACCCCGCCUACCUCGCCCGCCGCGCCUUCUACCGCUACAUGGAAAGCACUGAGCUCAAUAACAACACGCUGGAGAAUUUCCAAAGGCUGCUGACAGACAGGCACCACGCUCAGUGCCACGAGGACACGGCAUUCUUCCACGCGAAAUCAGGAGCCAAGGUUUUCCUCUAUCAGCUGCAGCACCGCGGCCAGUUCAGCUACAGUGACAUAAUCGACAUCUCAAUUGGAUUACACUGGAUUGGACACAUGGACGACAUCCAGUACCUUUUCUACAACUCAACUAACUUCCAUCCUCUGCAACGCGACGCAGACUUGUUCGUCAGCAGAAUCAUGGCGACGCUGUGGUCCAACUUCGCCAAAACGGGGCACCCAACCCCUGACCAGUCUCUAGGCUUCAGAUGGACCCCAGCCUCAGCCUCCAACCUUCAACACUUGGCCAUCAACACGAGCCCCAAGAUGAUAAACAGUCCCUUCGCUCUGAACCGAGAGUUCUGGAGGAACCUGCCCAUCAAGAACAACAGGCUCCUCUACCCCGAGCUCUUCCAGCCUUGUUCAGAGCCCUCUCCUAGCCAGUGGCUCUGGACCUCCGCCCCAGGCUGUGACACACCCAGGGACUGAGUAACGGGCAAAUAAGCAUGUCAUGACUUCACAAAUUGACUGGCAAAUUCUUAAUUACACAUCUUAUGUCCUCUUUUCUCCCCAGAACCAUGCAAAAAUAAGGCCAGAUUGUAUCCAUCUCUGCAAGUGUCUGCUUCAGUGUAACAGAAAUUCAUUGCUAAGUAUGGUGAAAUGUAUGUCACUAAUUUGGAUUAUUUUUUCAAAGGUUUAAAUAAAAUUAGUAAUGAAAAAUAUUUA
This is a messenger RNA of Penaeus indicus, 2117 nucleotides long. RefSeq names its product venom carboxylesterase-6-like. The record is from RefSeq and is a predicted model, not a curated record. Bases 75 to 1880 code for a protein of 601 amino acids. The transcript is spliced from 12 exons. NCBI's taxonomy places the organism in Eukaryota, Metazoa, Arthropoda, Malacostraca, Decapoda, Penaeidae.